Sphaeroforma arctica JP610 is the source of this 6571-nucleotide messenger RNA. RefSeq lists its product as hypothetical. The transcript has 7 exons. The record is from RefSeq and is a predicted model, not a curated record. The coding region runs from base 1 to 5838 and encodes 1945 amino acids. Gene Ontology annotation, molecular function: protein tyrosine phosphatase activity. NCBI's taxonomy places the organism in Eukaryota, Ichthyosporea, Ichthyophonida. Gene Ontology annotation, biological process: protein dephosphorylation.
AUGGCUAAUCCUGGCUCGUACCUGCAAUCACACUCAUUAGCACUGGCACGUCGGUUAAGACGGAAAGACGGCAAAGAUCUGCACAAACUUUGGCUUGAGCUGGCAGCUUACACUUACGGUGAACCAUGCUUUGAUACAGCCCAGGCCAACGCUAAAUUGAAUCGCUACAGCAAUGCUCUACCAGAUGAUAAUUCUCUCAUUAAGUUGUUGCGGCGCCCACCAACCAGUAGUUUGUCGGAAUACAUCAAUGCCAGCUAUAUGGAUGCGGGCAAAAGCAGACCUAACCGUUAUGUGGCGACACAGGCACCCAUGCCCAAUACAUACACCGAUUUUUGGCGAAUGGUGUGGCAGGAACGGAUGCCAGUGAUUGUCACAUUGGGACAGCGCAUUGAAGACGGCAAGGUGAAAAUGCACAAGUAUUGGCCAGAUGAGGAGCGCACAUACGCAUACAUUACAGUAGUGAACAUCAGCCAAGAGGAGGCUCUAUGGCCCACAGAGAUCGAACAGAAGCAGUUCAGUGAUCUCAGCUGCACUGCAGAGGUGUCAGACGCCAGGUUUGCAGAGGGUGUACACUCUAUGCCCAGCACAAACGACUCAUCGCUUAAACGUGCACAAGCUCAAGAACGCGCAGUUAGAUAUUUCCACACACGUACGCAUUCACACACCAGCACGAAUAUGAGGCCAGCGGCUUCAUCGAGUCAUGAGACUGACAUCAGAGAUGCCGACGAGGCCAAAUAUAGUGCCAGUCCGCAGUUGCCCUCCAAACACCCUAUCAAAUCUCAAGUUCCAACUUCGGUGAAGGGCUCGGGGAGGCGGCGACUGCCGACCGUGCUGAUAAAGAAACCUACCCGGCGCGGGACAUCUUCGCCGAAAAGCAGAAAUGUCGAUUUUGCAACUGCGGCGUUUACUGGCUUGAACGGCGGGCAAACAGCGCAUUUGCACGCACAGAGAGGCGGAGACACAUUAGAAAAGGGUGUGUAUAAUCGUUCUGAAUUGGCAGAAAAGGACUUGAAUUAUGAUGGAGAUUCUACUAAUAGCUUCGGCGCGAGUUUGCACUCCAGUGGCAGUGCGAGUUUGCCCGGCAGUGCCUGGGUGAGCCCGGCAGUCAGUAUAAGCGGGGAUAGUGCGAAUGUGAGCGUGUCUAGCUUGUGUACGAGUACAAGUAUGAAAGAGACGAGUCCGAGCACAACCUCUACCGCACCCGUAAAGUGGAACACGAAAGAUAGAAAGAAAAAUAAGGACAAGGGGUGUGCGGAAACAGGUGCGCGAGACGGUAGUACGAGCAAAGUGAAAGCUAUACAAUCGAAUUCGUUUGAUUUCACAACGUCGCUGUUGUCAAAACCCAAGUAUUCGCACAAGCACUCACCGACACGUGCGUCUACAAGCUCUCAAGCUGACACGCACUCAGAUGGGCACACCCCCAUAUAUGUGCGUGCGCAAAGCUCACCCGCUACCACGAGGUCAGGCGCAGCUACUGAUACAAGCAGAAGACGCAUCUCGCCCCUGUACAGUGCAGAGGUAUGCACAUCUGAAUGCAUCGGCUCUUGCGGUUACAACAGAGGUGGUUUGGGUAAGCAAAUAAACCUGGCGAGGCAGAAGAGUACGUACGAUUACAAUCGCUCUGCUUCAGGCCCCAGUUCACCAACAAUACUGUGCACACCACCAGACUCUCCCAUAUCACCGCGGCUCCGGCAGGAGCUGUGUUUUCCCUCGACUGUACUAAAACUCGUGAGGCUGGAUAGUCAAAAACGCGGUAGCAAACCCGACUUGCAACUGGAUACAACUGCUAUUGAGAACGCACCGAAGCGCAAGAAUGCCGGGUCGAAGACAGGUGCAAAUACAGAUACGAAGACAAGGACCCACACACAUGUGACCAAGGGCCUAUCUCCCAGAACCCGUACAGAGGCCGAACCUAUUACACCCAGAAGCCCUGUAGUGUCGUUCUUGGCCAGAAAGGUGUUCCCUACCCAGAGAUCCCUGCCUGUGAGUACAGUCGCGCCCAAUGCAGACGGUGACACAUGGUCGCGGACUAAUUUGAGCUACACGCCCAGUAUGGAAGCUGUUCGGAGAAGUUUUACCUACACUCCUAGCGGUGAGGCUGGCUCGGCUGUUCCUGAACGUGCGGCUAGCGAGCUUGAAGGCGAAGAGAACGGGAAUUCGUUUCUGACAGUGCGGUACUUUCGCGUGACAUGCUCCUUGGAUCCGGAUGCGGAACCCCUGAUUGUCACACAGCUGCAGUACAACAACUGGCCAGAUUUCGGUGUCCCUAAGUCACAUCUGGAGUUCCUGACCUUUCGCGAUCGGGUGACAGAGGCCUACAACCUCGCGUGUGAACGACACUGGCUACACAUGAUGCGCAUCAAUGCAGCGCGGGAGAAUGAAGGACAUACACGCCGCAGCGCCUCUAGCCCAGGCAGCCCAGGCAGCCCAACAAAGGAGAGUUUACCUGCAGAGGCGAGCGCUACGAGGGGCUCGGGGGUAAGUUUGCACUCGUCGUCAUGGUUACCCUCAUCGCAAUUGGUGUCCGAGGGAGCAAAAGAAACCAACCACGGCCCAACAGGCACACAUACAGAGACAAAAAUACACACUAAUAUAGAUACGAACACAGUGGGCGAUCCUGAAUUACAGUCCCAUACACAUGCCAAGGUCGGGAAUCUGAGCCUUAGGAAAUUGAGCAUACUUAGCAACGACUUUAAACCCGUGAGUAGUUUAGCGAGCAUUGCAUCUGGGGACACAUCAGCUGACUCUCCACCAGAACCGCUGCGGGAUGUGCUCUCACGAACACACUCAUGGCAGUCUAUUGGGCUUGCACAUGCUUAUGUGGAAGGCUCCCGGAAUAGGAGAAGCAGACAAGAUGAUGAGAUAUCUGGUGGCAGCGUUAGCAAUUCCCGGUUUAGCGCAGCCGACGAUGGUUGUAAAGAUGGUAAUAUUGAUCGCGAAAUUGUUGAAUAUGACCGCAAUAGUGAGAACUUCGCUGUAGGUGACCCCAGCAGUACUCAGUCGAUAAUAUUAGAAGUUAAGCAUGACUCAGAUGUUGCGAAGACCGUAGGUAAAAUGAUCUCAGCAAACACUGGGGAUGUAGUUUUGGAGGGAACGCCAUGUACUACUAUUCUAGCUCAGAGAUCGGUUGCCACAGGCUGUGGCUCUGGGGAAUUGGUCGAUGAAGGAUUCAGCGCCCGCUCAUCAAGGUCCUGUGAUAGCUUAGUACACACCGAGGCGAAGUACAGAUCAUUAUGUGACAGUUUAGUACAUGUCGGAACCAAAGGUAUGACAAUGCGUAAUAGUGCGGGGCAUAUGAGCACUAAAUGUAAAACACCGAGUGAUUGCAUAGUGUGGACUGAAGCGAAAUGUAAGUCGUCGAGUGACUGCAACUUGUUCAUAGAUGCAAAGUGUAAGGCAUUUUCAAGUGUGCAACGACUAUCGAGUGGACUACCUGAGCUGGUAAGAACACAAUUCAAAUGUAAAUCGCCCAAAUGGGCUUCUGGUUGCAUUACUGCGGGUACUUCUAGCCCCAAAGAAUUACAGUCCUCCGAUAAAGACCAAGCAUACGCCGAAAGACGCCAAACAAACGUCGGAAAGGGCCAAAUAUACAACGAGAAGUGCCGCCCAAACUGCUCGGAGCGCAGUGAGUCGCGCUCAGUCAUUGAGGCUUUCAGCGGGUUGAAGUCGCGUGGAUGGUGCAGACGGCCUCUCAGUAUCCCGGGGCGAGUAUCAAAGUCCGAGGGGAAUCUGGUUAAAGCGGCACAGAAGGCAUCUGCGCUUGAAUAUUCCGUUGAUGUGGGCCCUCACUCCGCGCUUGAUUUGACCAGCAACACUGGUGAUUGUGGAAAUGCUACUGAAGGGAAGUCGGAGAGUGGUGGUACAUAUGGGAGGCUCAAGCUUAAUAAGCUGAAGCGUACGAGAGCAAAGUCCGCCGGAUCUAGGUCGAAUAUGUUUUCGCGAAACUUGAGUGUGACCAUGGAACAUAAGAACGGGGGUAAUGAUGAGAUAGAAGAGAAGGGUGAUGAGAUAGAAGAGAAGGAUGAUGAGAUAGAAGAGAAGGAUGAUGACAUGAUAAGAUAUAAGACGAAAGGAAAAGGUAUGCACAGGCCACGGCGACAUAGCGAAGAACCCGUCCGCAGGGUUGGGUCGAUGCCCGUGGGGAGCGAUGUAUCGCCUGGAAUGAGAGGUGCGUACCAAGGGGUAGGAGAGCGUAUACGUGUAGAUCACGCAAAACCAAUAUUAGUAAGUUCGAACGAAAGGGGAAUUGGGAUACCAACGUGUGAUGUUGCACGCAAUGGAAAGCAUAACCUCCCGCCCAUAGGCACUGAUUGUAUCAGUGACGACAAGCGAACAGGGAAAACGAGCCAAGUUAAAUUUAGUAACGGAGGUACGGAAAAUGGAUGUCACAAACUACACUGGAGUGACGAUAAAUAUACAAACGAAAAAUUAAGUAGCUAUGAUAUACAAAGCAAUACAGGGAAUAUAAAAGGUGAGAGAUACCGUGCCGAUAGCGACAUUCGAUUGACGACGAGUGCGUCACGGGCGAGUUUGGAAGUUGAUAGGUUAGGCGAGGUGUGUGGGGAUCAGAAUGCCACGGAUAUCUGUAGAGGCUCGGAUGAAAAACGCUACGAAUAUACACGGAAAAGUGCCCGAAUUUCGACAGAAACUACCGAUCAACAGUCUCCACCAGAGGAUACCUUGCACACUAUUGAUGGACACAAACGAUCCACUUCAGAUGGGGGAUUUAUUGUUGCAGGCAACGAUACAUCGGAUACUACGGAGGUACGCAGUCACCCACAUGCGUAUGCGCGUGCCCAGAGCUACGCUCCUGGUUACUCGCGUGCACGCACACACUAUACCCAAGAACGUGUCACCAACGAUGCAUGCGACGAGGUGCUGAAUAGCACAAAUACCUUGAAGGAUAUGCGAGCGCCUGACAUCGCGCCCAAGUUGUGGAGACAUAGACUAUCUGCAAUAGUUCGGGAUAGUGUAAGCCAAUCGGGUGCCAGUGAAUUUGAUUGUGGGCGACUGCCGUCGCGGACCGAGCUCCCGACUCUGGAACGUACAAGAACUGUGAGGGGAGUGAACGUAGAUAUAGCAGAGCACGUGCGAGAACGAGAACUAAUAGACCCACACACCAGUGAUGGUGUAGGUCCGAUCGUACGGACAAGUGCAAUGAAAGGGUCGUGUCUAUCGAACCUGCAAUCGGCGAAGAAACUGCACGAGCGCGUGCCUGCACGUCGUACACAGAGCACACGGGUACCAUCGCCUACUGACUUUGAUCUCGAGAGCGACAGGUGUACGUUGGAGGGGGCUCGUAGCUCUCUUGGUAAAUGCACUGAUUCCUCGGCGCGUUACGCUGAAUCUGCUUCGGUAGUUUCUGCAGAUAGUGCCCAUACACGCCAGCCGGACUGGACUGGUUUGGCGACAGCGGGUGCCAGAACCGAUCUGAGCGCAAGUGGGAACGCUUCUUUGAAGAGCGAUGGUGGUGCCUACCCGCAUACAUGGGGUCAUGAUAAUACGGGCACUCACUCCUACACCCACGCCCAAGCCAAGCCGACCUCCACAUAUUCUCUCGACGCCAAUUGGACAAGAAGUACCGAACUUCUAUUUGCCCAGGCGUCUGCUACCAUGUCACCAUUGUUGGUACACUGCAGCGCGGGGCUAGGCCGGUCUGGGGUGUACUGUGCUGUGGAUGCGUGCCUGGUCACAGCGAGAGAAGACGGCGUUAUAGAUGUAUUUGGCCAGGUUGUGAGCAUGCGUCAGAGAAGGCCGAUGGCUGUGCAGACUGAGGAGCAGUUGAGGUUCAUAUUCGAUGUAUUGGACGCAUGCCCAUCCGAAACUGGGCGACCCUGAAGAAUAUGAAAUUCUGCUUCUUGUGUGCCACCCUGCAAAUACCAUACAUUUAGCAUUCAGUGUGCUUGAAUUUUCAGUUCUGCACAACGUUCCGCGUUGACAUCAAUCCAGCCGAAUGUAUUGUCAGACCACCACUUAAUAGCUAGCCUGUACAUGUGACAAUUGCCUCGACCUGGGCAUAGAAUAGGCUUCCGUAAUUGCCUGUUAUACGGCUACUAAGGUGAAAGAUCGCAAGUGGAUGAAAUUUACAGUGAGCACCACACGAGGGCUUCGCAAGUAACCGGGGUUCGGAUACCUAACAUUGUGUGACGUAUUAUCAUACACAUGAUCUAAAUUAGAAGUUAGAUUAGGUAGAUCAUGUAUAUUCUUGAUCUUCUCAACCAGCAUAGAACAGUAGCAUUGCAUAUUUUAUAUUGGCUCGAUAUAGAACUUAGGAACGCACAAGCACCUAUCUCGCAACCGUCGCCAGACUCGCAAAAUUAGUGGUCUAAAUGACGAACCGAGUUGCUGAGCAGACACUUGUAUAGAAAAUCGGUAUUUUCUGAACACUUUAAAGCCUGUCAGACUUCCGACUGUAUGUCUCCUACACCGGGGGCGAGUCUUCAGCAUGAAUUAUAGUAUACAAGUGCUUACGGUGCGAGAAAAUAUUAAAUAUUGGCAGCCAAGCGAUUGCCGUCAGACAGCUGACCUCGAUUGUAUUCUACGAGGUUGCAGUGAUUCACCCAUUGCGUCC